CAUUGAUGCCACAGCUAGAGCUUGAUAAAGACCCUUUACUGGAUAUUUGUCCUUCAGUAAUGGAUCAGCGAUCAAUUUGAACUUUCUUUUAUCCUUAAAUUGCGGGGUUGCCUGCAAAAACCAUAUCAGAAUCAAGAAUUUUCCAGUUUUUGAUGUCAAAUAGCAUUUGAAGUAUGUUUCGUGUCCAGAAAUGAACAAAGUUCUCCCGCGAUUUGAUCAUUGUAUCGAUUAACUUACCCAUGCAACCAGGUUUUGUUGUUCACUUGGUUUAGAGGGAUCAAUAGCUCUUUUUCCUGAUAUGAUCUCCAGAAAAACAACUCCAAAGCUAUACAUAUCAGAUUUAGUUGUCAACUGUCCUGUCAUGGCAUACUCUGGAGCACAAUAGCCAUAAGUGCCCAUCACCCUUGUAGACACAUGGUCUUGCUCUCCUGUUGGACCUAGUUUAGCAAGCCCGAAAUCAGAGAGCUUGGGAUUGAAAUCGUUGUCUAAUAAUAUGUUUGAUGCUUUCAGGUCCCGAAAUAUAAUUGGCGGAUUGGCGGUAUCAUGCAAAUGCUCUAGUCCUUCUGCAGCUCCUUUUGCAAUUUUCAUCCUCUUAUACCAAUCAAGAGGGGGUCUUUCAGCACAAGUUUCUGAGUGAAGAUACUACGGAACGGAUCAGUGGUUACUAAAUAGAGACGCGAUUCAAAUUAACACAAUCUAAGUUGAGAAGCUUACCGAAAAGGUGAUUUUCUAAGCUACCAUUUGGCAUGUAUUCAUAGACUAAGAUUCUUUGUUGGCCAUCAGCACAAUAUCCCAAAAGUUUGACAAGGUUCGGAUGGUUAACAAUACUUAGUGUCAGAACCUCUGCCAGGAACUCCCGGUUUCCUUGAUAUCCAUUUCUGUCGAGUUGCUUUACUGCAACAAUCUGAAGGACAAACAAAAGCCGAGUCAAGACUAAUACAACUGAAGCUCCCAUGGAAAAAGAUGAAGAAGAGAGAAAAUAUAAAAAGAAGAGGCGAAGAGAUCGCAGACACAGAAAAAGAAAACGUCGUGGUGCAAGGUUCAAGACCACGAAUGCGGGUGCUGUUCCCAGAUCGGCAGAAAUGGCUGUUGACCGAUGGCUAGAUUUGCCAAGCGGUCCACUGGGUCAAAUCUUUUCUAAAUUAAACCCCAUAGAUGCGAUUCUCGUGAUUCCAUUGGUCUGCAAAUACUGGGGUCAGAUCUUCUUGAAGCAAGUAUUUCGUAUACAAGAGAAUAGUACUGAUUUAGAUCUCACCCGAUUAUGUUCCACACCUUUGUAUUCCCUUUUUCACCUAUCUGGGAAUGAGAAUGUAAGGGCAAAGAGGUUAAUGACUGUGAUUGUUGGUUUUCUUCAUGCAUUUGCCUCUGGGAGUGAAAAUGAUGCUCACAAUAGUACUGCAGCCAGGCCAACUUUGAUCACAGAUUUAGACACUGGGGCCGCACUCUCCAUUCAUGACAGACACCUUGUUUAUAUUGCGCAAAGACCUCAGAAGUCUUCUCCUCCCUUGCGUGAAAAACAUUACGCGCAAAGGAAUUUCAAGGGCACUGCAGUGCUGGAGUGGCAUGGAAAUGUUGAUGGUGCGGGGACCACUCAAUAAUCUACCUCUCCCCGUUAUUAUCGAAGAAAUCGGAGUUAAUUGUCUGCGUCAUGUUAAAAUAUCCAAGUAUGCGCUACAUAGCUUUUUGUCAAGGUUGAAGAAACCAAUGUUGCUGUAUCUUGAUUCUUGUUUCUAUACAAAUAAUGAAGACAGAGGUGAGCAAGCCUGCUUCAAAAUAUGGAAUAUUCAGAUAGGUUGUAGAAUCAAGUGGAGGACUAACAUAUGCAGCUAUAAAGUGGAGGAAUUGUAUACCUCUAAAGGACUCACUGAUCUAAUCUGGAAGCUCAAAAAUUAGACAUUGCUUUUGUCCAAGCUGCAGGGUUUGGGACACAAGCUUCUGUACUUCUCGAACUACAGAUGAUAAUGAAUGGAAUGCGCUCCUGGAAAUCUUAGGAAGGGACAUGUAUGUCAUUUUAAGUUUUAACUUGUUUUCAGAUAGUUUUGACAAAUUUGAGUGAACUCUAAAUAUUGAGGCUCAAAAUGCUGUCAUUUUGUCUUUGGAUUUCUUUGUUCGGAUGGAUGCCUUCGUUAUUAGCUUUACUGUCUUUGGAUUUC
Daucus carota subsp. sativus is the source of this 2153-nucleotide messenger RNA. RefSeq names its product F-box/LRR-repeat protein At3g48880-like. Gene Ontology annotation, molecular function: protein binding. Lineage: Eukaryota; Viridiplantae; Streptophyta; Magnoliopsida; Apiales; Apiaceae. Bases 954 to 1598 code for a protein of 214 amino acids. The transcript has 5 exons. The record is from RefSeq and is a predicted model, not a curated record.